CCACCCGCGUCUUCCUGAAGCUCUUCUCUGCUUCCAAGCUCUUCCCAGCCUUGCCUAUCGUCGUUCAGCUUCCUCAGCCUUCCCAAAAUCAAGAUGCGUGAGAUUGUUCACCUCCAGACCGGCCAGUGCGGUAACCAGAUCGGUGCUGCUUUCUGGCAGAACAUCUCUGGCGAGCACGGCCUCGACAGCAAUGGCGUCUACAACGGCACUUCCGAGCUCCAGCUCGAGCGCAUGAACGUCUACUUCAACGAGGCCUCUGGCAACAAGUACGUUCCCCGUGCCGUCCUCGUCGAUCUCGAGCCCGGUACCAUGGACGCCGUCCGUGCUGGUCCCUUCGGCCAGCUCUUCCGCCCCGACAACUUCGUCUUCGGCCAGUCCGGCGCCGGCAACAACUGGGCCAAGGGUCACUACACUGAGGGUGCCGAGCUUGUCGAUCAGGUUCUCGAUGUCGUCCGCCGUGAGGUGAGGGCUGCGAUUGCCUCCAGGGUUUCCAGAUCACCCACUCCCUUGGGGGUGGUACUGGUGCCGGUAUGGGUACUCUGUUGAUCUCCAAGAUCCGUGAGGGGUUCCCUGACCGCAUGAUGGCUACCUUCUCGGUCGUUCCCUCGCCCAAGGUUUCCGACACCGUUGUCGAGCCCUACAACGCCACCCUCUCCGUUCACCAGCUCGUUGAGAACUCCGACGAGACCUUCUGCAUUGACAACGAGGCUCUCUACGACAUUUGCAUCC
Messenger RNA from Verticillium alfalfae VaMs.102, 729 nucleotides. Its product is annotated as tubulin beta-2 chain. Gene Ontology annotation, molecular function: GTPase activity; structural constituent of cytoskeleton; GTP binding. Gene Ontology annotation, cellular component: cytoplasm; microtubule. The coding region runs from base 94 to 546 and encodes 150 amino acids. Gene Ontology annotation, biological process: microtubule cytoskeleton organization; mitotic cell cycle. The record is from RefSeq and is a predicted model, not a curated record. The transcript has 5 exons. NCBI's taxonomy places the organism in Eukaryota, Fungi, Ascomycota, Sordariomycetes, Glomerellales, Plectosphaerellaceae.